CGGAGACAAGAGCGCAAAGACCGCGGUCCGAAGCCAGAAGCAACCAAGGACGCAGCAGCAGGUUUGUGUGCACAAGAAGAAGAAAGAUCCGCAGAGUGGCUCCUUCUCUAAAGACUCACAGUCAGGUCAGUGCGACCCUGGGAAGGAGGUGAAAUCGGCGGGACAGCAGGGAAAACGACCGGGGAAAGUGUCAUCUGGUGCCACCGUGGAGGCUCAAAGGAGCCCCGGCGCGCAGAGGAAGCUGUCCGAUGCCAGCAACGCCUCAGAGGACCUGAGCAAAGACUCCGGCUGCCUGUCUGGGAAACUCUCCUCUUCAGACAGCAGCUCGGAAAUAUCCGAUUGCCCCUCGGAGGGCAACAAGCACGACUCUCCGAGCUGCGACAAUGAUUUAAGCUGGAUAGACGGGGCAGCUUAUGUGAGUCCAGACAGCGGGGGGGAAGGCGACGGCAAACCGUGCGUAAAGGCAGCGAGAGGGACCUGCGCUCCGCUGCCUGAUGCUGCUGGAGGGGGCCUCAGCUUGUUUCACUCCUCGGGCUCGUUUCUGGAUCUCAUGAUGGGAGAAACAACCGAAGAUCUUGUCAGGGAGGUGGAUGAUUUGCGAUCAGAGAACGAGUACUUGAAAGAUGAGGUGGAGGAGCUCCGCUGCGAGAUGCUGGAAAUGCGUGACAUGUUCCAGGAGGAGGAGGUGUACCAGCUGCAGGAGCUGCGCCUGCAGCUGGAGCAGGCAAACAAGACCUGUCGCAUCCUGCAGUACCGCCUCCGCAAGGCCGAGCGCCGCAGCAUCCGGGUGGCUCAGACGGGGCAGGUGGACGGGGAGCUGGUCCGGAGCUUGGAGCACGACAUCAAGGUUGCAAAGAGCGUGUCCCUGCGGCUGUACAACGAGCUGGAGGUGGUGCAGAAGAAGAAUUCCCAGUUGGAGUGGGAAAAUGAGGCGCUGCGGGAGAAGACACAGGAACUGGAAGUGGCCAGGCAGGUCUUACAGGCCGAGGUGGAGAAAGCCAGAGAGAGUACUCUGAAGAAGAAGAGCAUCCGAUCAACAUCCAGCAAGGCUGAGAAGAGGCUCUCUCAACAGAUUGAGGAUGACAGUGCCGAUCUCAGGUGCCAACUCCACUUUGCCAAAGAGGAAUUAGCUCUCAUGUGCAAGAAGCUCACCAAGUUGGUAUCAGAGAGUGAGGCCAUGCGCGAGGAAUUGGCCAAAUACCGCUCAGCCUACGGUGACUUAGACGUCACCCAAUCGCCUGGAGGCAAACAAAACUCCGCCCGCGCCAGGGAGGCAGAGGUCAAAGUUCACCUGAAACUGGUGGAAGAGGAGGCCACGCUCCUGAGCCGGCGCAUCGUUGAGCUGGAGGUGGAGAACCGUGGACUGCGAGCGGAAAUGAGCGACCUGAGAGAGAAAAUGGGAAGAGGGGGAGCGGAAGAGGAGGAGGAAGAGAAUCGGGAAGUGUUGGAGGAAAAUGCGUCAGCUUCCUCACCGGUGAAGGACAAAGAGGGAGGUUUGAAAAGGGGAUGCAAGUACGAGCAGGUACAGGACAAGGAAGCAGAAAAAAAAAGUGAAGUUGAGGCAUCUUUGCUUUGCAGCCAAUCACAGACUGAGGGGUCGAUUGCUGCUUGUCAUAUAACUCGAGAAGGCCCUGUGGGUGGCGAGUGGGACCCUUCAGACAGUCCUGAGAGUGAUAACAACACAAAUGCUCACAGAGGUCUCAAAGGAAUGAUGUCGAAGGACUAUGAAACCCUUCUAGCUCUCAGAGAUCACUCCUGCAUUUUGAGUUCAGCCAUCCAACUCCUGACGAUGCCACCAAAGAACGGCCACUCCUCGUCUCCUUCGUGUGCUUUGACCUCUCCUACAGAGGUGGACUCGAAUGGCAAAGCACAGAAGAUAGCCCUACCAGGGCCUUUGAAUGAGGCUUUGGAGCUCCUACAAGCCAUGCUGCUGGCUUUCAUCGGGAGGGUGGAGACGCUUCUAACAGGAGAAGAUUUCGGCAAAUUCUCCAGUCACAAGGACGGACACGUUUGGGAUUCCAGCACUUUCUUGUUUCUCUCUGGAGAUGGUGAUGUGGAUGCUCUAAAUAAGCAGGAGUGUGUGGAAGACCUCCGCACCACAGAGGUUAAGGAGAGAGAAAAACAGAUGAGAAAAGCAGCUUCCUUCCAAUGCGACCUCAUCCACAGCUGCAGGGACCCAAAAAUGCAACUUUGCCUGCAGAUUCUUCAGAUCCUCCAUCAGUGGUGUGAAGUGAAAGGACCUGACCUGGAGGGAAAAGAGGGUAAAGACAAAACCAUGUCUCUGCUGCGGGGGUUGUUGCAGGACCUCGGCGCAGAGCUUCGGGAUGAGAGGAUUGAAUUCGACAGGGAAGCCAAGUCCACGCAGGGAAAGGCAGCUGAGUGUGCCGUCAGUCGUAUCUUUCAUGAUGAGCGACACUCUGAAGCUGACAGGAUGUGCAGCUCAAGAAGGGAAAGACUUAAGCGACAGUUUCCUCCGCACGCCUGCACGAGGAAGAACUGGUGCUAUCUGAGCCAGGAGGCUGCCCAGCUGGACCAAGAGGACCCCGUUAAGACGUGGGACCAUCUAAUCAUGCCGCUUAGCUUCCCUGAUCUUGACUUUGAGCAGAUGUCCCUGGAGCGAAGCCACACUGCCCCGGAGAAGUCAGCCUUCCGCAUCUACUACAGCCCCCCUUCGGCUCGCAGAGUCCAGCUGGCUCAGCGGAAGCAAAGCCCCGUUGCAGACAGAGAAUCUAUCGACACAACCUCUCCCUGGUGCACGCCGCCGACCUCCUUCUCCACGCUCUGUCUGGGCUCAUCUGCUAACCUGAGCGAUGACAUGAAGGAGAUGACAGCCGGCUGGAGGCAAACGGUUCACACCAGUUCACAGGACAGGAGAGGAAGAUCACAGGGGCGGUGGGUGGAUGUGGCCUGCUCGGGUACUCAGACCCACCUGAAGCCACAGAUGGUGAGUGUUGGUCUGCAGACAGAUGGGACACACGGGUCAGUUGGUAUGAGAGGCAGUCCCUCCCGAGUCCUGAGCACCUCCCUGGUCUCCGCCCGCUCUCACCACAUCUCCACCUCACUAGACAGGGUGCCAGGCAGAGUCGAGAGGUCCAGAGCCUCCACCUCCUCGCCUAAACUGUACCGAAGACACUCUACAUCCGGUGCAUCCUCUCUCCCUUCAUCCACCAGUGUGAGCUCCUCCUCCUCCUCCUCCUCAUCUGCAUCCGCGUCUAGAGAUCGAGCACUGUGGAACCUGAACCACCAAAGCCACACUGGCCUCUCAUGGACCCGACAAACCAGCCACAGAGCAGGUGCAGGACAGACCCACAGCUCUCUGAGCAGCACCAAGCCUCCCAGCAAAUCUGCAGGCGCCAACCGUUACGGCAUGGUCACGGAGUUCCUGCGCAGGGUCAGCGGGCGGGCAGAGAAACCGGUACCGGGGUCGGGGCAGAAGACGAAGAGCGGACUGAAGAACCUGGAACGCGUUCCAGCGAGGCCUCCUGCCGCUCCGCUGCACAGGAACGACAGCGUGACAAGGAUCGUCAACCAGAGGUUCAUGAAGCAGAGAGAGGAGGCCAUUCGGGCCCAGAGAGAGGAGAAGGGGGGCAGCCUGAACCACAGCGUCCGACACAGCCUGAGUCCCGUCAGCACAGAGGAUGGAAACUACGACUGCAGCUCCAGCAGCACCUUGACCUUCUGCUUCGCCCGCUCAACUCGCUCCACCCAGAGACAAACGACAAACCAGAGCAAAGUCCAGCGACACCGAGACUCGGCUGCAGUCAACGCGGCUGCAGACUCAGAACUGUGAGCAAACGGGAGGAGAAACAGCAGCCAUCCUGAUACCUCUGACAGCAGAGAGCAGCCAGAGCCAUAGGGAAGGAUUUAACAUGUAAUGGGAGAACUGGGAGAACUGGUAGACUGUGUGUGGGAUGUUUAGGAGAGCUUUAUAACUCAUUGUUUUCUUUUGGUGCAAUUCAACGCUCAUCUCCUUUUACAGAUGAUGCUCAGUCUUGAUUUCAUUUCUACAAACGUCACCAUUGCAAAUGUUUAAUUCAUAUUUACAAUAAAACUUUAUGUAAUAAGUGAUUCUGCUCUUAAA
This is a messenger RNA of Chelmon rostratus (copperband butterflyfish), 4081 nucleotides long. Its product is annotated as protein SOGA1-like. The record is from RefSeq and is a predicted model, not a curated record. NCBI's taxonomy places the organism in Eukaryota, Metazoa, Chordata, Actinopteri, Chaetodontiformes, Chaetodontidae. The transcript has 9 exons. Gene Ontology annotation, biological process: regulation of autophagy. The coding region runs from base 551 to 3790 and encodes 1079 amino acids.